GGAACACCACCAUUACACCGUCCACCAUUUCUAUUCCACGUGGAAAACAGUAGAAUUUUGGCUAGGAAUUAAAAACUCCUUUUCUUUUGGAAGUUUCUUGGAAAACAGGUAGACUUUUGUUGUUCGACCAACUUUUGUUUUUAAGAAAAACAGCAACGGAACCGUCAAACUUGUGGAGAUCAACGCAUACAAUCAUAAUCAAUUCAUACAAACUCUUGAUCUACACAAACAUGUCUUAGCUAUGGCGAACCAUGUCAAAUCUAAUCGCCCACGUUAUUUGUUCUUGCUUUCCGGAUUUGGGGGCUCAUUACAAAUGCAAGAUGACAUUAGUUUGGACAACGUUGAAUUAUUGAGAAACUAAAAAUAUUUUGCGCAUCGGGGGGCGAACAGCUCCAAGCCGGUCAAUAUGUAUUACAUUGACAUUUCAAGAUGAUUCCAGGAACAGGUAAAUGCAAGUUGCUUCACCUGUGUUAUUGAAUAGAUCAAGUGAGGCACGUAUCGCACCUGUGCAUCGGAUACAACCGGAGCCAAAUGUGCUCAAAUGUAUUCGAAGAAGCAAAAAAGACAUCAAACAUUUCACUACUCUUCUCGCUGCUCUAAGAUGCACUUUGACAUUUGAGAUGAUACCUACACCACAAAUGACGCUUCCUAAUUUUCAUCUUUAACUAUUUUGAUGUGACCAUGUCGCUGUGAUUCGGAUCUUUAUGUCAGCACACAACCUGCACCAAGUUCUAGGCACAAUCGAAUGCCAUCCACACGGAAGUAGGGGGCGGGUUUACAACACGUAAAAGAGGCAAAUGUGAGUGGGCAUCAGAAGUGGGUUUCGUUUAAGGAGGCGAACCAGUCAAAAGUAGUCGAGCCAGCCACCAACUCUGUCAGUCGAAGGCAUCAACUCGUCCUAAGCGCGUCUGAACAUCACUCCGACGUGAACCACUGUUGUGCAGCCGUUAAAUUUAUCCGUUAAAGAUACAUAUUCCUGAAGUGCCACGUUGAUUCGACGACUUCGCCCACGUUUCAUCACCCACCUUGUCACAGACAGCCCUUUACAAAUUGUAAGGUGAUCGAGACCAACGAACACCCCGAAACAAUGAACGGAUUGCGUUUCCUCUACGUUGUUUUCGGCCUGAUGAUGAUCGUGAAUGUUCAUCAGGCUCGCUCGUAUGGCGAAAUGUCCGACGAAGAAAUCGACGACGAGUGGCUGAACGGUGUCUCGUCAUCUUCGGAAGAAGAUGAUAAUAACAAUAAGGGAUUUGAAUAUUAUUUAAACGCCGUAAAAGGCAUUCAUCAACAGCGAAAGCGGCAAGAAGCCGAACCCUUGGUUGCAAGCCGUAAUAGCGCAUCAACUCCUAUCGCCGUACUUUAUCGCCGAAGCGCGCUGAAUAAGAAUUUCAUCCGGUUCGGACGCAGCGGAAUGAUGAAGACUGCUAGCCGUCAAGUGCAGCCGACACCGCCCAUCAGAUUGAUGGGGUUGAACGAAUCGGAUGGCAAGGAUGAAGAAGAGCAAUUGCCCCAUCCUGCCCGUCCUUCUCGCAGUUUGAGAUCCAAUUUCAUCCGUUUCGGUCGCAGUUUCUUCCCAUCGGCCGCCAGUCGAUCGGGCGCGACCAUUCGUCGUUCCGCUCGCGCUCCUAUUGCCCGUCGCCGCAUGAUGAGCCUUGUCGACCUCCCCACUUCUUUGUCUUCUUCACGUCGUUGAAACCAAACUUCCCCUACCAAAAACAACAAAAUCCACUCGGAAAAAAACAAAAAGCAACCCGUAAAUUCCAAUUGAAUGUAUUUGACUUUUCCGUGCACUAUUUUGCGUUCCCUUUACAAAUGUUGAAUGUGGCUCUCCUUUUUUUUAUCGAUGUUUUUCAUUCUGAACAUCUAAUUGAUUUAAACUUGGUUAAAAUUUCAAUUAGCACCGAAGACACAGCAUCCCCGUAGCCUAUACUGAAAUAUAUGGGCAAGUACUCGACAAAUCGGACACUGCAUCGACAGGAAUCGAAAAGCCAAUUGAUAUUUCACGUAUAGAGGCUACCUAAAUCAAAUACAUUUAAUUGGAAACUAUGAAAGUAGGUGAUUAUUUAAAUUCUGGUCAAGAAAAAACAAAAUGUUUUUAUUUAUGUUGUGCAAUUUGUUUUUAAUGGCCGUGUUACAUUUCAGUCGAUAUAAAUACACCAA
Molecule: messenger RNA, 2160 nt
Organism: Daphnia carinata
Lineage: Eukaryota; Metazoa; Arthropoda; Branchiopoda; Diplostraca; Daphniidae
Exons: 6
Coding region: 1088-1693 (201 amino acids)
Biological process (GO): neuropeptide signaling pathway
Source: RefSeq, a predicted model, not a curated record